Molecule: messenger RNA, 564 nt
Organism: Helianthus annuus (common sunflower)
Lineage: Eukaryota; Viridiplantae; Streptophyta; Magnoliopsida; Asterales; Asteraceae
Product: protein FAM133-like
Exons: 3
Coding region: 1-564 (187 amino acids)
Source: RefSeq, a predicted model, not a curated record
AUGGGAUGCGGAUACAGAAUUCUUGAAGCUUUCGUUGAGGAAUUUGCUGAACUAGAAGAGUCUCAACAGAGAGAAUGGUGGGGAGGUGGUGAAGAGAAAGAGAAAGAGAAAGAGAAAGAAAAAGAGCAGGAGCAGAAGCCAAAGAAGAUCGAUGAAGGGAUCAUUGAUACGUCACAGGAGUUGACAGCUGAAAACUUAGGAAAGAUGGCUGACAAGGUGCUGGCUCCUAAGGAACUUAAGGUAGACUCUAGGUCUGUAUCUGAGUCUAAAAGCCAGGUCAGUUUAAAUGCGUCGUCGAGUGAGUCAGACAUUGUGACUGGCAGUAAUCCUACUACUGUUCGUCAAGCGAUCGAAUUGGUUGCUACUCUGACUGAGUCUCAAGUCAGAAAAGGGAAACUGACCUGUAAGGGAGACAAGAAGAAGUCAGCCGAUUCUGCUCAAGACAAGGGUAAGGGAAAGAAGAAGGGUGAGUCUUCUAAGAAGUCAAGGAAGCACAAGGCUUCCCAGAACUUUGCAGUCACCGCACAGAACCCUCAGAACCCACCAGCACAACCUCCUGCGUAG